GGAGAGCAUCCGUCCGACAGCCGUCGUUGUUCGUUAUCAGUAGGUCAUAAGCCGGCCAGCUGACAGGAUGCAUCUGCUAAGUUCGUUCUUGACUUGUCUCAUCGCCAUCAAUUUGGUGAUCGGAGAUCGAUUAAAUAUAUGUCAGGAUCAGUUUAAGCUACGAGAAGGAUUCUAUGUGUACAAUACCGGCUGUCAGAAUUUCGAAGAGGCCGAUUUGGCUGCCGCCAAUUUUAACGAGGAUCGCGAAGUGUGGAUUCGAAAUGGAACGAUUGAAGAUAUCGGUCGGCUGCUGAACGGUAGUUUAUACAAUAUCACCAACCUCAAAAUAACUAACAUGGCUGCCGAGGGAAGUACACCGAUUGUGGUGUUUCCAAUCGAAUCGGCUCGCUUUUCCAUUCUGGAUUUGGAAAAUGACGGGAUUGAACGGCUGAAUAUCAGCGAGGCCGAUUAUCGUCUAACCCAUUUGGAUGUGCGGAAAAAUAAACUGACGGAUUUGAGUAGUGUUUCGCUGUUGAAGAAACUGCAGUCCCUCAAGGCGGACAAUAAUGCAAUUGAAAAUGUUUCGUUGGAUGAUUUCCAAGAUCUGGAGGACUUGGUUGUGCUUUCGUUAGCAAAUAACAGGAUUCAGAGCAUCAAUGCAACCAAGGAGAUCGCUCUGCUGAAACUUCGUUCGUUGGACAUAUCCAGAAAUCAGCUGACCAGUUUGGACGUUUCAUUGUGGCAGUUUCCGCAGCUGGGUACCUUCUAUAUGCACGACAAUUUGAUAACCAACAAAAUUCGCGGUUUGCGAGGAAAAUUUCCAAAGGCCUGGGAGAUCGCCAUGGGCGGUAGCAACAACUGGGACUGUGAUUGGUUCGAUCGACUGGUGGCGUUCCUGAAACAGGACAGACAAUUUGCGAUGCAAAUGUUCGGUGACGAACCCAACUGCCCGGAUCAGUCCAGAAUGGACGGUUUUAUUUGCUGCCAAAACUCAACUAAUCAAGUGAAUAAUUAAUGUAGUAACUAUCGAUAAUAAAGCGCCUUCGACCGAAUCCACAGGUUGGUAUU
Sabethes cyaneus is the source of this 1047-nucleotide messenger RNA. RefSeq lists its product as uncharacterized. The coding region runs from base 68 to 994 and encodes 308 amino acids. The record is from RefSeq and is a predicted model, not a curated record. NCBI's taxonomy places the organism in Eukaryota, Metazoa, Arthropoda, Insecta, Diptera, Culicidae. Gene Ontology annotation, cellular component: plasma membrane. The transcript has 2 exons. Gene Ontology annotation, molecular function: protein binding.